AUGGAGCAAUCAUUCCCAAUCACACCAGAGGACCUGUACAACCUUCAGAUGGAGGUCAAACAAGUUCAAUAUGCCCAGUCAAGUCACGCCGAGAGGAUUUCGAGACUGGAGAAGCGUCAAACGGAUGAUUUAGCGCUCAAGUCUGUUUGGAAUUCGCCAUUUCCAGGAGUUCUUGCAGGCACUCCUCAGCAAGGACCUGUUCAAAUUCCUCACAAUGACGUAUUUGACGACUCUGAUGAGCAGGGCGAGCAACUUCUGGGAUCGUUACAUCUAGGACCUGCAGAAGAAGAACCUGUCCGUCGUGGCGCUGCAUCUAGAGCUAAUAGUGUCCGAUUUGACGAGAGUGCAUUGCACGGUUCUGGUUGGAGCGGUGCGCAGAGCAACCGCCACUCAGGAGACUUUGGCUCGCGCCCGGCAAGUGGCAUCUUCAUGGAAAGAACCUCAUCACACAAAUCCGAUGGGCGUCACAGCUCGGCAGGACAUUCAAUUCACUCACAUCAUUCUGUCGCGUCUGGUCGCGCAAGCAGCGUAGGUCGAGACACUGCAGACGACGAUGACACGUCUUCAUUCGGCAUUCCAGAGCCUCCAAUUUCUCUUUUUGUGCUAGGCUCUGUUCCAUCUAUAAUAAGAUGCUGGCUGACGACAAAUUUUGCCCACCGAACACUGCUCUACGCAGACGUUUGCAGCGGAUCCCAAAGAUCGACAAUUUCGUACUCAUUACUCGAGGAACUUGAUCUUGCCGAAGAGGUUGAAAAGGAUGUCGACGGAAUAUGUCGCGCUCGCCUCCAGGUCUACUUUGCAGAGGCCGUUGUGACUAGGCGUGGUCGCAGCUCAGAGGGGUCCGAAGGGCUAGUACCAUCGAUGUCCGUUGCUUUUGAGGUCGUUGGGUCAAGCCAGUCAAAUCCUAUAGGAGAACGAAAGCCUAUUCGCGUUUUCAUCGGCAGUGAUGCCCUGAGAGCGCAUUGUGCAGACAUAUUGUUUUCCAAAAAUACCAUGGUACUAUAUGGAAACGAUCGCGAUAGGCUACGUGUCCCAUUCGUACGGCCUGAAGAUGACGAGGUGUUUCGACAUAUUAACACCGCCAAUGCGCCACCCGAAAAACAAAAGUUGAAUGCUACCGCAGCACCCUUUGUUCUUGCGGAGAAGGCUGAUAAAAACGGCCAAGAAGCGCGUCAUCGUCCACGACGGACGCUCGGCGAUGAUGCCGAUGUUCCAGAGCCAACGUCACCAACCACUGUGCACACAAGGGGAAGGAGACGUGGCAGUACGAGAUCUCGUCGCAGUACAAACGAAGCUAAACAGCCGCGUGACUCAAGUCAUGGAGGUGCUUUGUCUGGCAAGGAAGAUGCCACUGGCUCCGAGUCCUCGAGACGAGAAUCCUCUGCUGGCAUUUGGGGUUCGUGGCGACAUGGAGCGAGUGGCGGCAAUGAUAAAGACGCUGCCUCGAUCAGUGGAUACCAGCCAGCGCCAGCGAGAGGCUCUCGUGGCAUGAAGACUCUGAAAUCAGGAAAGUCUAAUUCAUCUGCCAAAACUGGCGCCGCCUACGAAGCACCCCUUCCUUCGCGAUCUGACGGGCGACGAAAGAGCCAGGUCAGCGUGGGCGGCGAAAGCAUCAAUGGGAGCAACAAGAAAGACACCAAGCGAUCUGUUAGCGCGACUAGCGAUGUCCAAUCUCAAGCGUCAACGCGCGACAAGAGCGCUGCACCGCCUGGUUCUCGUGGGGUUAACCCAGUCGGUGUGGCGUCUGCUUUUUCGUGGAUGACGCCUGGUAGUAAGCCUAAAGGUUAG
Molecule: messenger RNA, 1788 nt
Organism: Beauveria bassiana ARSEF 2860
Lineage: Eukaryota; Fungi; Ascomycota; Sordariomycetes; Hypocreales; Cordycipitaceae
Exons: 2
Coding region: 1-1788 (595 amino acids)
Source: RefSeq, a predicted model, not a curated record